Messenger RNA from Haliotis rufescens (red abalone), 2834 nucleotides. Its product is annotated as transport and Golgi organization 2 homolog. Lineage: Eukaryota; Metazoa; Mollusca; Gastropoda; Lepetellida; Haliotidae. Gene Ontology annotation, biological process: protein secretion; Golgi organization. Bases 1828 to 2697 code for a protein of 289 amino acids. Gene Ontology annotation, cellular component: Golgi apparatus. The record is from RefSeq and is a predicted model, not a curated record. The transcript is spliced from 9 exons.
ACUGCCGAACCUAGCUCUCUCCUCUCUCACUCUCUUGCUUUGAUAUGGGUUUUACACCCCCACAAGCUAUUGAAACAUGGUGGCAGCGGAAAAGAACUAUAUUAGUCACUGUGUGGUUUGUGUUUAACCCUACUUUUCAUUGACAAAUGACUCUCUGUGCCGAACUAACACCCGGCGGUUUACCGUGUGUAGAAAAAAACACGUGGAUCGAGCGUGUUGCAUAUUCAAGGAUCAAGUGGUACAUACUGAUUGAAUCUGACUGGAUUAUUGACAUAAACUGUUAUCUUUAUCUUACUUGAAACAUUUAAAUUCAAGUCAAUAAAAUGAAUUCUAACUCUGACAUUUGAAAAUGUCAUCUGACGAAUCUACGGAAGCUCAGUCUAGUCAAAAUAUGGCGACUACUGUCAAUGAUGCGAGUCAUAUUAGACCGCCUGAACCUCUGAAAUUAGGGGAUGAUCCUGUUAAAAACUGGACAUUAUGGAAACAAAUGUGGGGCCAUUACUGUGUAAUCACCGGUAAGAGUGAUGAAACUUGUAAUAUGAAAAUCUUCAGAUCUUACUUAAUUUCUACUAUGGGAGUAGAAGGACUACAAAUCUACAACUCAUGUGAUCCUUCAGAAACUGACUCUGUAAAGAACAUUAUUGAGAAGAUUGAUUCACACAUUCUUGGUGAAAGCAAUGAGACUUUUGAAAGAUACAAGUUUAAUACUAGAAGUCAGCAACCAAAUGAGAAUGUUGAUACUUAUGUAGCAGCUAUUAAGCAGCUUAUGAAAACUUGCAACUUUUGUAAUUGCCUUAGAGACUCUCUUACUAGGGACAGAAUUGUUCUGGGCAUAUCUGAUGCCAAUACUCGUAAACGCUUACUUCAGGAGCGCAACCUGACACUUGCAAAAUGCAUAGACAUUUGUCGAAGUCAUGAAAACACAGCAUCUCAGUUGAAAGUAAUAACAGCAGAAGUAAACAAAGUCACAAGACAAACACCACACGUCAAAAUAUCACAGAGAAAGCAAACAACAUAAUAACCCCAAACCUGCUUACAGAGGUACACACAACAGUCAAAGGUCAAAUACUUACCAGGGACAACAGCCACGACUAAACACCUGCAAGUUUUGUGGUAGAGAACAUGUAUUUUGCAAAGAACUUUGUCCAGCAUGGGGAAAGACCUGUAAGUUAUGCAAGAGACAAAACCACUGACAUAUGUUGCACAUUCAGCCAGAAACCUGUUCAUGGGGUACAAGUCCAAGAUGAUUGCUCUCACAAUACAGAUGUAUCAGAAGAUGGCUAAGUAUUUACUCUCUCAGAAAUACAGACAGUUGUCAACAAAGUUAACACACCAGAUACAGAUCUUAUCUUAGCGAAUAUGAUUGUUGAUGACAAGAAAACAGUGACAUUCCAAGCUGACUGUGGCUCAACAGUGAACAUUAUCCCUGUCAAGUUUGUGAACUGUGCAUUACAGGACAGUGAAACACAAUUGAGAAUGUACAAUCAAACUCUCACAAAGCCACUAGGAAAGUGUAUCAUGAAGAUCACCAACCCAGAAAACAAGAUGACAUAUGACAUCGAAUUUCAUGUCAUCAAAGAAAACUUGACACCACUUCUUAGCAGGAAAUCAGCAGAGCAGAUGCAGCUGAUUGUAACGGAAGUUUACACUCUACACUCGCCACAUCCGGAACAGGAAGUUACCUUGGUCCAUACGGGUUUUUGGAAAGGGAUACUUAAGCUCGUGCGUGCCGCACGAGCGGCAGUCAGCGUCUGGCUCCGGGGACAGGCUUGCUGGAAUUUGUGCACAUGUGCGUUCGGUAUAUGGUGUAACUGGUGAGCAACCAAGAUGUGUAUCUUAUUCUUCCAACUGAAUGACCGAGAGGAAUGUGGCGCCUACCGCCUAGUUCUUGCCAACAACCGAGAUGAGUACUGGACUCGACCCACAUCAACAGCAGCGUACUGGGGGGAGAAGGACAACUGCCUCAGCAGCUUGGACCAGAAGCCGGGGAGAGAGGGUGGGAUUUGGCUGGGGAUCAACAAACAGGGCAAGAUUGGAGUUCUUCUGAACAUACUCGAAGAACACCUCCCCAACAGGAAAGGAAGAGGGUUCUUGGCGAGGGAUUUCAUAGCCUCGGACACAUGUGCUGAAACGUUCCUGCAAGACCUGUCUAAAGACUUAGUCACCUCCCAGUAUAACGGAUUCCACCUUGUUCUCCUUGAAGCAGGAGGCCCACAUCCGCUGGCGAUGUACCUGACAGAGAGUUCUGUAGAAGAGAGAAGAAUGCAAAGGCUGCCACUCGGAGAUCCCCAUGCCUUUGGAAACUCAGCUGUUGAUAGGCCUUGGCAAAAGAUUGAACAAGGGCGCCCUCGGUUUCAGAAGAUCAUUGAAGAAAACCGAAGUCCUGAAGCCAAGAACAAGCUGGUAGAUUCCUUGAUGGAUUUCCUCAACGACAAAGGACAAUAUACAGCAGACAGUGUUCUUGGAGCGAAAUGUCAAGACCUGGGCAUUCCCACCCACAUAAGAGACGAGAGGUCAGCUAACGGUGUGUGGUCGCCAUCUAUCAUGUAUGGGACAAGGACGAACACUGUCAUCCUGGUGGACAGCAAUGGUCGGUGUGACUACAUUGAACGAUCCCUUGUGACUCCAGUGAAACAAGAAGAUCCACAAACAACCACCAAAACAUUUUCUUUCCACAUUGACCUGACCUCCAUAUAACAUCCAGCAUGUCUUGUAGUUUAAAUAUGCUACUCAAAAGAAGUUAAAGAACACCCAAAUAAGUUAUCAAAAUCACACAAAAAAUAAAUCGUGGCCACAGGAACAACACUGAUUGGGAAAGAUAUGUAUUUAAUCAU